Messenger RNA from Ogataea philodendri, 432 nucleotides. RefSeq lists its product as uncharacterized. The record is from RefSeq and is a predicted model, not a curated record. The transcript has a single exon. Lineage: Eukaryota; Fungi; Ascomycota; Pichiomycetes; Pichiales; Pichiaceae. Bases 1 to 432 code for a protein of 143 amino acids.
AUGUUUGCCCGGAGUCUGAGGUUAUCUUUGCGUGUGCCCCAGCUACAAGCUACGAGGCUGAGUCUGAGAUUCAUGACCACAGAAACAAGAGCGGCUAUCGAAGAGGCCGUUGGUUCGGCCCCGGUGGUGCUGUUUAUGAAAGGCACUCCAGAAGCUCCAGCCUGUGGCUUUUCCAGAGCCACCAUUCAGAUGCUGGGCCAGAUGGGCGUGGAUCCAGACAAAUUCGCCGCCUACAACGUCUUGGAAGACCCUGAGCUCAGAGAGGGUAUCAAGGAGUUCAGCGAAUGGCCAACCAUCCCGCAGCUUUACGUGAACAACGAGUUUGUGGGAGGAUGCGACAUUGUGAUGGCCAUGAGCCAAUCGGGAGAGCUCAGCGAGGUGCUGGACUCGGCAGACGCUCUUGUUCCGGAAGAGGAAGAAGAGGAGAAAUAG